CCUCAACCCACCAUGGUGAUUUUCAAUAACACCACAUCCUCCUCCUCAAAUUUCCUCCUCACUGCAUUCCCUGGGCUGGAACAGGCUCGUAUCUGGAUCUCCAUCCCUGUCUGCUGCCUCUACACCAUUGCCCUCUUGGGAAACAGCAUGAUACUGCUUGUCAUCAUUGCUGAACAGAAUCUCCACAAGCCCAUGUACUAUUUUCUCUCCAUGCUGUCAGCUGUUGAUCUGUGUUUGACCAUCUCAACCCUCCCCACCGUGCUUGGGGUCCUCUGGUUUCAUGCUCGGGAGAUAAGCUUUAAGGCUUGCUUCCUUCAGAUGACCUUUGUACAUGCCUUCUCCUUGCUGGAAUCCUCAGUGCUGGUAGCCAUGGCCUUUGACCGCUUCAUGGCCAUCUGUAACCCACUGAAGUAUGCCACUGUCCUCACAGACAUGAUGAUCAUGGUGAUUGGACUGAUUAUCUGCCUACGUCAACUAAUUUUUGUAUUUUUCAUGACUCUAGCCUUGAACAAUGUUUCUUUCCAUGGAGGCCAGGAGCUUUCCCACCCUUUUUGCUACUACCCAGAUACAAUCAAAUAUGCAUAUUCCAACCCCUGGAUCAGCAGCUUUUUGGGCAUGUUUCUUCAGCUCUACCUGAAUGGCACUGACUUCUUGUUCAUUCUUUUCUCCUAUGCCCUAAUUCUCCGUACUGUCCUGAGUAUUGUGGCCCCUAAGAAGCAACAAAAAGCUCUAGGCACUUGUGUCUGUCACCUCUGUGCUGUCACCAUUUUCUAUGUGCCAAUGAUCAGCCUGUCCAUUACACACCACCUCCUCAACUCUACCUCUGUGGUGGUCUGUAGCAUUUUGGCCAAUGUUUAUUUGCUCUUACCACCAGUACUGAACCCUAUAAUUUAUAGCUUGAAGAUGAAGACCAUCCGUCAGGCUAUGUUCCAGCUGUUCCAAUCUAAAAGUUCACGAGGCUCUGAUGUAAUGAGUCUUAGAGGUGGAUAA
Artibeus jamaicensis (Jamaican fruit-eating bat) is the source of this 990-nucleotide messenger RNA. RefSeq names its product olfactory receptor 51T1. Gene Ontology annotation, cellular component: membrane. Bases 13 to 990 code for a protein of 325 amino acids. The record is from RefSeq and is a predicted model, not a curated record. Gene Ontology annotation, molecular function: G protein-coupled receptor activity; olfactory receptor activity. NCBI's taxonomy places the organism in Eukaryota, Metazoa, Chordata, Mammalia, Chiroptera, Phyllostomidae. The transcript has a single exon. Gene Ontology annotation, biological process: G protein-coupled receptor signaling pathway.